This is a messenger RNA of Spea bombifrons (plains spadefoot toad), 2425 nucleotides long. RefSeq names its product transmembrane protein 259 (gene TMEM259). Gene Ontology annotation, cellular component: endoplasmic reticulum. NCBI's taxonomy places the organism in Eukaryota, Metazoa, Chordata, Amphibia, Anura, Pelobatidae. The transcript has 12 exons. The record is from RefSeq and is a predicted model, not a curated record. The coding region runs from base 218 to 2140 and encodes 640 amino acids. Gene Ontology annotation, biological process: response to endoplasmic reticulum stress; positive regulation of ERAD pathway.
AGGCCAUCGGAAGCGGAAGGUAUGCCGGAAGUUGCCUUCCGAGAGGAAUUUGUUCAUCCCCGGAGGGUUCCCGAAGUACCCUAUUCAUAUCGUUAGGGGUCUUAACGAAUGAGCUAUCUUUCUCGUACGUAGACCAGAUAGAAACCCUUAUAACCGUCACAUCUCUGCACAGGCAGAUACAAGGUCAUCACAUGACUUAAGUACAGGAGCACUCAGGAUGUCUGAGAACCAGGGGAACAUACCCCUAAACAACGCUAAUGGAAACCGGGUACGAACCCCCAACUUGAAUCAGAAUCCCCUCAUCAAUGUGCGCGACAGACUUUUUCAUGCGCUGUUCUUCAAGAUGGCCGUCACCUACGCAAGGCUAUUCCCUCCAUCUUUCCGUCGAAUAUUUGAAUUUUUUGUACUGCUUAAGGCCCUUUUGGUACUCUUUAUCCUGGCCUACAUUCACAUUGCCUUUUCCCGUUCUCCCAUCAACUGCUUGGAGCAUGUACGGGAUAAAUGGCCCAGAGAUGGGAUCCUUCGGGUGGAGAUCCAGUUGAAUUCAAGCCGUGCACCCAUCUUUCUGCAGUUCUAUGACAGUGAUACCUUUCCAGGACUUGUUAAGGAGCCUCUGGGGGAUGAAGAGGAAGAAGAAGAUGAGGAGGAGAUGUCUGUGGACAUGUACCAGAACAGUUCCAUAAAGUUUCAGUUGGAUAUCGAACCUAAAGUGUUCACAAAGCCAUCCUUAGAAAGUGUCACACAGACUUCCGAGAACCAAAGUCAGGCUUUAUCAUUCAGUGAUACUGCUAGUAAAGCAUGGCCUCAAGAAGAAUAUAUAGUAGAAUACUCACUGGAAUAUGGCUUUCUUCGCUUAUCGCAAAACACACGGCAGAAACUCAAUAUCCCAGUUAUGGUGGUGACACUUGACCCCACCCGAGACCUGUGCUUUGGGGACAGAUUCAGCCGCUUCCUCUUGGAUGAGUUUCUGGGCUAUGAUGAUAUUCUCAUGUCAAGUGUAAAAGCUUUGGCCGAAAAUGAAGAAAAUAAAGGAUUCCUAAGGAAUGUAGUUUCAGGGGAACACUACCGCUUUGUAAGCAUGUGGAUGGCUCGCACCUCAUACCUUGCUGCCUUCGUCAUCAUGGUCAUAUUUACUCUGUCGGUUUCCAUGCUCUUGAGGUAUUCUCACCAUCAGAUAUUUGUCUUUAUUGUGGACUUGCUGCAGAUGUUAGAGAUGAAUAUGAGUAUUGCCUUCCCAGCUGCUCCGUUGCUCACUGUGAUCCUGGCACUUGUAGGAAUGGAAGCCAUUAUGUCAGAGUUUUUCAACGACACAACCACUGCUUUCUACAUCAUCCUAAUUGUGUGGCUCGCUGAUCAGUAUGAUGCAAUAUGCUGCCACACCAAUACCAGCAAGAGGCACUGGCUCAGGUUUUUCUACUUGUAUCACUUCGCGUUUUAUGCUUAUCACUAUCGUUUUAAUGGGCAGUACAGCAGCCUAGCACUCGUUACAUCUUGGCUCUUCAUUCAGCACUCUAUGAUCUAUUUCUUCCAUCACUACGAACUCCCGGCCAUCCUUCAGCAAAUUCGAAUCCAGGAAAUGCUACUUCAGAAUCAGCAGGUGGGUCAAAAUCAGACCAGCCUCCAGGACAACCUCAACAACAACACAGCAUCAGAACCAGCUGCAGCAGCUCCCUCUUCUACACUUGGUGUUCCACUUCACCCGCAAGCAGCCACCAAUGCCCGCACAAUAGGAUCCUUUGAUGGUUCAGGGUCUUCCGUUGGAGUCUCGAGUGAUGCCCUUUCUAAUGUGGUCACACCUGUUGCACAGCCUGUAGAAGUUGAGAUUCAUCACACGUCUCCAGAUUUUGAUGAGCAUGUCCAAGAUAAUGAACCUACCGUUCCUGGUAUGAGUGCAGUGACGCAAACAGGAGACCCUCCCCCCAUUCCUCCGAGGGUUCCUUUUAGUAAUGGCCAGAAAAGCAAGACUGAGCUCCAGACUGAAGAGGCCACUCGGCUCACAGACUGCAGCCCACUGAGAUUCUCAGCAACUACUCUUGGGUUAGAGCAGGGUAGUCUCACAACUGCAGGCUCUUUAGUUCAGCUUGCAGAAGCCAUUGCACCAUUGCCGAGUGAUACAGAGCAUCCUCCAUGGGACUCAUGAGUUGGAUAUUGCUUCCACAUAUUGUGGUAGUAGCCCCUCACUUCUGGAAAGAAUGCACAGUGCCCUUAACAGGGAGUCGCAGCAUUAAUUCCUCAGCUAUGAGGAAUAGGGGCUCACAACACAUUUGCACCAGUACAUGUGUGUUGGUAUACAUGCAAACACAGUUACUGCAUUUUCAUUGUUGUUCGAAUUCUGACUGUAUCCCAGGAACUCUCAUAGAAACAAACAUACGUAAUCAUAACAUAAAAAUCAUACAUGAAUAUCUUGAUAUGGGAGCAAGACAAG